Molecule: messenger RNA, 1609 nt
Organism: Hylaeus volcanicus
Lineage: Eukaryota; Metazoa; Arthropoda; Insecta; Hymenoptera; Colletidae
Exons: 7
Coding region: 248-640 (130 amino acids)
Source: RefSeq, a predicted model, not a curated record
AGAAAAAUGAGUGGAAUCACAGACCAAAAUUGUAAAAAAUUAUUCAUUGACACGCAUUGAACAUAACAUCCCCAAAAACGUAACAUUGUUUACAGAGAAAAAAACUGUUAAAUUGAUUUCAAACAAUUUAUUUCACUAGUUAAUAGAAACGUUUACAUUCCAUGACGGUAUUGAGAUUUUUUUUCAAAACUCCAUUGCUUAUAUCGUCUUGUGUUCUAAUUUAUUGGAUAUCUUUUAUGAUGGUGACAUGCAAUUUAGUCUCUUCGCCGUCCAACACGUCAGUAGAUAUUGUCUUAGGUACACAGCUGCGUUAUUUGUAACAAAUAAAAAUGAUAUAACUCAAUAUUAUUUCUCAAGCGUAAGUGAACCACUUGACAUAACAGAUAAAGAGUUUUCAAUGUUUGUCAUGUAUUUAAAGCAUAGAUUGAAAAAGAAACUAUUGACGGAUGUAGCGCUACAACAACAAGUUGUCGGAACCUGUGCAAAAACAAUUUGUGGAAUAUUUCAUCAUCAUGUGUAUGAUCCCAUAGAAAAUCAAUGCAGGUCAUUUAAACACAAUUUAGAAAGCGAAUUAAAAUCCAAACCGUACUUUGAGUUAACACGAGCUGGCCGUAAAACGCUAGCUAAACAGCCUGUUUAGCCGUUAGGCUACGAUUUCGGGAAACUGGUAUUGUGACAAAAUUACUUUUAUCAAAUCAUUGAAAAAAAAAUUUUAUUUUAUUUCACGUUGUGACAAGAAAAACACAAAGUUUUAGAAGAGAAUUAUACUAAGACUUUUUGCUUGCAGUUUGCGCAAAGUCAAACAAAUUCCUUUUAUUUUUCCUUAAAAAAAAACAUAAUGAUGCAUUGCUCACUCGUGCCAAUGGCUUGGUUUUAUUCUUCAAAUUACAAAUAUUGAAAGAGUUAUAAUUGUUUCUUCUUACUUUGCUGUUCAUUGAAGACGUUAAAUGAUUGCAUUUUUUAAUGCAAGACUUUAAAAACGAAUGUGCCUUGGUUAACUGGCGUUAAACGAUCCACUUGUUUGUCAUCCAUCGGAAACGUUUGAUGAAUGAUACCAUCAACCAAGGCGUAUAAGGGGGAAAACUUGUUCGAAGCAGGCCCUAUUCAAUUGUCUGAGAGUUGUCAAGAAAUACGCUGAACUAAAUCAUACUGAUGCGUCGCUUCAACUACGAUGAAACUCUAUGUUUCAUUGAAUGUUUCCUUGGGUAAUAUUCUGUGUAGAAGAAGGAUGAAAUUUUAAAGGCUGCCGCAUGGUGUAAUGGUUUUCUGAUUGCAGUACCAUAUAGGUUUUGAAACAUUACGAACAGUUGGUCGUUGUAUAUGUUGUAUUUAAUAAAACUGGCUUAAAGAAUGGGUCAAAAAAAAGUGGUAGGCGGGAUGCUGAUUUUCUAGAAAUUGUAUAGAACAGUUCGAGUUUUGCAUUUUUUCUUUUAAAAAUCACCGUUUAGAAUUUUUUUUUCAAUCUCUGUUUGAUUAAAUGUUACAAUACGCUUUGGUGAUGCUAAGUGUUAUGUCUAGACAAAGAAUAGGUGUAUUGCUUUUUUAAAACAGUUAUAUGAUUUGAUUUAAAAAAAAAAAAUGUAGCUAUUUCGAUUUAAAAUUUAUAAAU